Messenger RNA from Chara braunii, 3315 nucleotides. The record is from the annotation of a GenBank genome assembly. NCBI's taxonomy places the organism in Eukaryota, Viridiplantae, Streptophyta, Charophyceae, Charales, Characeae.
GGUCUGAAACAAGUCUCAUCUAGACAGGGAGGUAGUCUGACCAAGACGGGGCCAUGUGGUGCUCUCUUAUGAAAACAGGACUGGAGUCGAAAAACGGAAUGGCGCGGUGGUUCUCGUUUCCUACCUAUUUUAGCGGUCCGGAAAUGCCAAUAGACGUAAAGGAGGGGGUAUCUGUCGUCCUGCUAGAAGAAGGAACGUGGACAGACUUGAAGCCAGCCUACCAAACUGUGAUGCUGGAUGAAAAGGACACGUUCCUCUGGAUAGAGACAAUCUGGACCAAGGUCAGUCUGACGAGACUAUCGCCAAGCUUGAUGGACUUCGAAUUCUGGGGAACAGUGGAAGCCCGCGGGUGGGUCUACCUAUCCCAGGAGAUGGAAAAUGCAGUGGUAAUAGGAUUAGUACUGGGAACGGUGCCGUACCAGCUGUUUAGACAGGCGGAACGAGAAGUGGUAUGGGCGGCAUGUCAACGGGCGGAAAUGAAAAUGGACAAAGUAGAGGUGCAAGUGGAGCUCGGAGAUAGGGAAAACGUGAGACGACCUCUUAGGACGAUGAGGGAAAGGGUGUUAGGAUGGUUUGAUCCAGAGGCUACGCCAAAGGCCGGGGAAAAGCAUAGGGAUACCAAGGAAGGAGAAGGGACCAGUGAGGUCGGUGAAACAAGGAGCUCCGAAGGGGGCCUCAAGAGGAUAGUAGCCACCCUCACUCGGGCGCUGAAUAAGAAUCAGGGGUAUCUUGCGGAUGCCAAGAAAAAACUUACUUUCGACGGGACAAACGUUACGGAGUUCCUAAUUGACUACGAGAACUUGGCGACCUUGCUGAAAUGGACUGAGGAAGAAAAGAUUGACCACUUAGGGCAGCAUGUGUCGCUAAGCUUAGGAAGGGACAUUAUGACUACUGUCACCUCUAGUGGAUCCUGGAAAGAGACCCGCAACGAGAUGAUGAGAAAGUACCUGAAGGCAGAGAAAAUGGCAACAGAAGCCGAGUUGGCGGCAGUCCAAAGGAAGAACUAUACGACUUACAACGAAUUCCUAAGGGCGUUUACUCUAGUGGCACUACGAAUUCCCGGGGUAACAGACCGUAUAAUGAGUAAGUACUUCCUCAGGCAUUUAUCCGAGUUCGACAAGGAUAAGAUCUUGUCGGCCUACCAGCAGACUAGUAAGUUCGAAUACACAAGGGAUGUGGAUUUCAACAAGGUAACAGACCUCGCAGAAAAGACAGUAGUGACCGAGACACUAGCCCUGCUCAAGGAAGGCGAGGUUAUAGACUUGACUGGGAAGACGGAGGACAAGGUCAAGAAGGGGAUAGAGAGUCUGCACGAACGGGUGCACGGGGUUGAUAACAAGAUAGAAAGAGUGGAAAAUGCGCUAUUAGUAAUGCAGGCGCAGGUGUCCCGACCCGCCCUUCCUCCCCAAGAGGCCGUGGUUCCGGCGGCGGUAGCAAAUCGAGGGUAUGGCAGAAGGGAUCCGGUCAAUGAGCAAUGCGAGUAUUGUACAAUGGUCGGACAUUUCGCAAGCCCGAGAUUGCUUAAAGGACUCAGGCAAUUACUAACGCGCCGACGCGUAGAGGUAGAGGAGUCCCCGGAACCACAGGAGCAGGAAACGGAAGAGGCUGAGACACCGCAAGGAGUCUCCAACCUCCAAAGGAUCCCAGGGGAUCUGGAGGACCUGGAGAAGGCCUUUGCAGAUAUCCGCCUAAGCCUACCGGACCGAGAGGGCGGAGAAGUCACGAGGGCACCCCCCGGGACGAAGCUUAGCUUCCAUGCAUUGCCCGUAGGAAAGCUGAAGGUCCAUAUCGGAACCCACCACACGGAUGCAUUAGUGGACUGUGGUGCGAAAAUUACCCUCAUACGACGAGACUUUGCAACAAUUACCGGCUGCACCGUAAACAAGGAAGUGACGGGGAGUAUCCGGGGAGCCGGCGGGGAGAUUCUUUUUGAAGGGUACGUCACGAAAUGCGCAGUGAGGGCAGGGAUCAAGGAAUCGAUUUGGUCCUUCAAGCGGAUGAUCGUGAUGGAAGAAAUGGGCCAUGACAUAAUUCUCGGGAGGCCAUGGUGCGCCAAUGUAGAGAUGAUAGGUAUGCAUCUGCAUGAUGGCACAUACAUGGUGGAUAUAGAGGACCCCGUAACCGACCGGGGAGAACUCCUCCGACUCCUUGGGACAGGAGGGGAUCCCGCGAAGGGCAAAUUGGCAACCUGGUCGCCAACCUUCAAAGAGAGUGCGCGAAAGAGGGCAUUCGCACGAAUGAAAGGUAUGACAGGUAUGGUGGCUACGUACUGUCAAACGUGUUUGAUAUGCCAAGAAAGGAGUUCCGCAUGUGUUUUCGAGCUCCUUAGACCUAUCCGGGUAUUGGGGCCGGGGCACCUGGUCCACCUUGACCUUGCGGUCAUGCCUGUAUCAACGGAUGGAUACAGGUACAUCUUGGAUGCAAGGGAUAACCUCAGUGGCUACGUAGAGGCGGUGACUCUUAAGAGAAAGACGAGAAAGGGAGUGGCCGAUUGGAUAGAAGACUUCUACCUUAGACACCCCUUUGUGCGCAGGUUCAUAGCGGACAAUGGGACGGAGUUCGUCAACCAGAAGGUGUUGGGCAGGCUUAAGGCUUUGUGCGUACCUAUCAAGAUCAUUGAACCGUAUCACCCGGAGGCAAAUGCACCAGUAGAAAGGGGCCACCGGACCUUGAAAAACACAAUCGCUAAGUUGGCGGUCGAUGAUCUGGGGAACUGGCCUCGGUACCUUAAGCAGGCGGUCUUCUCAGAGAACAUGACGCCGAAAAGGAUGACAGGAUGCAUUCCGGCAGAAUUCUGCUAUGAGAGGGAGAUUGAUCUCCCGGUGGAAGCCCUGGUUCCUACUUGGAACAGGCUAGAUGACAAUCCGCACAUGUCUACGGAGGAACUAACUGCCGCACGUUGCCAACAGGUCGCUAGAAAUGAGGAAGCCUUGGAGGAUGUGGUUAAAAAUGUAAUGGAUAGUCGAAUGAGGGACAAAGCAAGGUGGGACCAGGUAAAGAAGAUCCAGAUGGAGCCGCUCCAGGUGGGAGAGAAGGUACUAGUUAGGAACUCGGCUUUUGAAAACACAUGGUCAGGACAACUGGGAAGAAGGUUCAAAGGUCCCUACAAGAUCGCUAAGAGGGUGGGAUUGAACAUGUUUGAACUUGAGGAUCUCGAUGGUACUGGGAUGAAAGGGUCAUUUCUGGGGCAGAGGCUGGUCAUGUUUUUUAGCAGAGAUCCGGUGGAGCGAUGGUUACAGGCUGUGUAGCAUCGUGUUAGGGUUCGGUGACGGAACCCGAACGUUCGGGACCGAACGCGAACGAGCGCCGAAACUC